AUGUUACAUUUUUGGAUUAGAUUCAGACUUGAGAUUAAGGGCAAAUCGAACAUGUCGUCUCUGCGUAAUGCUGUUCCUCGGCCUGCUCAUAAGGAGCGAUCUCAACCGCAUGAUAGGAAGAGGUUUGGUCUCCUCGAGAAGCAUAAGGAUUAUGUUAUCCGAGCUAAAGCUUAUCACAAGAAGCAGGACACUUUAAAGAAACUUAGGGAGAAGGCUGCAUUCAAGAAUCCAGAUGAAUUUAACUUUAAGAUGAUCAAAAGUCAAACAAUUCGUGGAAUUCAUAGACCAAAGGAGGAGGUAAAUAAGUACAGUGCAGAAGAGCUAAUGAUAAUGAAGACCCAAGAUAUAGGAUAUGUGUUCCAAAAAUGGCAGAGCGAGAAAAACAAAAUUGACAAGCUUACUUCAUCACUGCAAUGUACUGAGGGUCAGUCGAGCCGUAGACAUGUAUACUUUGCAGAAGACAGAGAGGAGGCUAGAGAACUGGAGCUAGAAGCUAGAAGCAAAAGUGAUAUCUCUGUGAUAGAGGUUCCCAAAAAUAUUAAAAAGAAAAUGGAGGGAUCGUAUAGAGAACUCGAGGCACGGAAAAGCAGGGCAAAAGAUUUGGAGAAAUUAUACAUGGAUAUGUCAAUGCAGAAGGAAUUACAGAAAAAGGGUCGCAAACGUAAGCUACGUGAAGAUGAGAUACUCAAUCCAAAUGGCAAUCCGGUAUACAAAUGGCGGUCAGAUCGAAAACGCUGA
This is a messenger RNA of Arabis nemorensis, 738 nucleotides long. The record is from the annotation of a GenBank genome assembly. Lineage: Eukaryota; Viridiplantae; Streptophyta; Magnoliopsida; Brassicales; Brassicaceae.